Messenger RNA from Hymenoscyphus albidus, 1868 nucleotides. Lineage: Eukaryota; Fungi; Ascomycota; Leotiomycetes; Helotiales; Helotiaceae. The record is from the annotation of a GenBank genome assembly.
AUGAGACGCCCAGCUAACCACCGAUACAGAGCGCAAGAGAGAAUGGCUCCCCCACCCCAGCAAUUGGACCGAGUCUCGGGCUCGGAUGAGCAGAACCAGUGGGGUCUGAAGGUACCAGGACGCCCCCCAACUCCCUCGGAAGGCGCAGCCCAAGUAAUUCCACCCCUUUUCCAAUCCAAACAAGCACCAAAAGAAUACUGAUUCAUGGUCCCAGUUGUAUAAUCGCGUAGGUCCUAGGGACGAGCAGAAGAUCCUGGCGUUUGAUAACGGCACAUGUUUGACAUUUGGCCCCAUGGUAAGCGAAACGAGAAACUUCUCGUUGAAUUAGCUAACAAUCUCAUAGGAUAGAGUUGAUGAGUGGGAUUUGGAUGUGCACCCAUUCGUCGACCAAGUCGCACAAAUUGAUAAAGCAAUCCAUGAAGUCAAGACCGUGAGAGAUCGAUACCAUGACUCUGAAGAAGGCGAUAAUGCCUUUUCAAACUUCCGCUCCACCCCUGCCCCGGCCAAUCUCGUAACGGAAGUAACUCUUUCGGGUGUUACCUACAAGCAAGUUUCCUCAGUAUGUGCAUUCCCCUUUCCUUCCUUUUUCAAAGAUCCGUCACUUGACUCUUAUACUUUGGUGGGGUUCGGAUAUUUGCUAACAUUUAUUUCACCAGAAAUACGCUACCCUGACGGACAUGGUCUCGGUUUACAGCAAGGCAAAGAAGGAUGAGAACCAUGCUGAUACCAGAUAUGGUGCGACCGGACGCCCACCCCUCGACGCUAUUCCUCGGUUCGUCCCAUAUGUUCCCAACCCACCUUCUGGUGGUCCUCCCGCGCCUCGAUACUACCAGCGCCCAGACAACUCCCGCUCCCGUCGAGCAAACCGUCGUGCUGCCGAGCGCGAACACUUAAGCGAAGGGGCUGAGGAUGACGGGAAAACCCCGGCACAGCGUCAAUUCGAGAGAAGGCUCGCCGAUGAGCUGGACGAGUAUAAGGCGGGCAGAGGCCCAUUUAUUGGAUUGGGGGCAUACCUACAAUCGCAAGGCGGCGGAAUUCAUGGUACGGGCCAGCCUUAUCAACAACCCAAUUACAUGCAAUCCCUCUCCGGUCCCACGUACCAAGGUUAUGCGGGAUAUGUAAUGAAUGGUGCUGAGCAAAGUGUAGAUAGCGCUCUUCCUUCUACACAAGCUUCGCUUCGCCCGCCUCCAGGCUUUGAGCCUAUGAACAGCCGCCGACAAAUGAGACGCGUGCGAUCCAGUAUGACCCUUCGAGAUGACGAUAUUCUUCGGGUCCAGCAAUAUAUCGAAACCGCCAAUCAUGUGUACGCGCAUGAAGGAUACCCGCGCAUGACGUUCCAGCCUCCUACUCCCAACAUGCAGCCAUCUGGGGUGGUGAUGCAGAACCGCCUCCCGGAACUCAUCGAGCGGCCCAGUUCUACGGACUCUGGUUGGUUGGCACCAACAAUUCACAGAUCACCAAGCAGUUUGGAGUUUCGUGCUACGCCGACUGGACUCCUCGCACCUUCUUCUCGGUUUGGACAAGAUGCUGCGCAAGAACCUCCACUGACUGCAGAUACGCAAAUUUGGGGGCCAACAUACAAUCAGUCGGCUGUGCCAUCCAGAGAGCCAUCGCCAGGAACCACAGGAAGUCUACGUGGCCGUCGUUUGUAUGAAUCUGGCUCUCGUACAUCGACUCGAGUUCUUUCGCCUAGUGGAAGUUUCUUUUCUCAGGCUUCACGAAAUGAGAGACACGGAAGUGGUUCGUCUGCCAGUGGUCUUUCGGGCGGUGCUCCUGGCUCUUCCUCCGGUCGUCCUUCUGGAAAUCUUGGUGGAAACCGCCCUGGAUCUCGUACUGCCUCUGGUCGGGGUCAAAGACACUGGUGGUGA